This is a messenger RNA of Cyanidioschyzon merolae strain 10D, 1431 nucleotides long. RefSeq lists its product as hypothetical. The record is from RefSeq and is a predicted model, not a curated record. Lineage: Eukaryota; Rhodophyta; Bangiophyceae; Cyanidiales; Cyanidiaceae. Gene Ontology annotation, molecular function: protein binding. The coding region runs from base 1 to 1431 and encodes 476 amino acids. The transcript has a single exon.
AUGUUUGUGUUGCCAGUACAUCUGGAGAAACGACACUGCAGUCCGUUCUGCAACGUUCGGUUGGUGGCGGCAAGUCCUUGGAAACGCUUCGCGAAACGUCGCCUUUGGCUGUGCGGGGGCGCAGGUGGCCCGCCCUCCUUCGGUCGGGGAAACACCGACGAUAAUGACGAUGACGACGACGACCAGAACGAUAAAAACCGCUCUAAUGGACCAAACGAACACAAAGACGACGCGAGCGACGGCCUAAACUGGUCACUGCUGCAGCGGCGGGUGCGGGAACUGCGAGCAGCUGCUGCGCACGAAGCGAACGCCUCGGAGCGCAACUGGCAAACGGGGCGCUGUGAGCGGCUCGCGCUCCUUGUCUUCGAAGACGAUGACGUUGCAGGCUUCAAAUACGUCAACUCGGAGGUUCUGGUCGGCUCCAGGUCUGGUCAAGUUCGUUGGGUCGACCUGGAGCACCGACGCCUGUUGCGCACCCUCGAAGCACCGUGCUCUCGCAUCGACCCGUCGACUGUAGCGGCAACGAGUGCUCUCGACUUUGAUGGUUCCGUAGCAGCGAUUGGCUAUGCAGACGGAUCUCUCCAGUACUGGUUUCUGCGUCAAGAGACGCCCGUGAACUUUUUAUCGUGGCCAAAUGUGUUUCAAGCACCGGUGGUGGGUAUUGCGUUGCUCCCGGGGGGCCGCUUCGCUGCCGCAUCCCUCGAGGGACGCCUACGAGUCUACCCAGCGGAACCGCCUCGCCCGGGCGAGCUUGUGGUUCCAGUGCCGCCACUCGUAGACAUCGACGUGCAAGUGCCGGUGCUGUCGAUGGAAGCAACGACCCAACACUGUCUUAUUGGUUGCCUUGACGGUACCAUUCGCGUGUACUCCCUUGCGAACGGGAGCUGCGUGCUGCGUCUCAACCCCAGCGCAAACGAAGAGCGGGCAGCUGGAAUUUCUGCUAUCUAUUACGAAACAUCGACUGAAACGCUCUGGAUUGGUGAUGAGCUUGGACUGGUACGCGCACUGAACCUCCAGCAAGGGGAGCUCAUCCAGCGUUUCCAAGCGCAUCGUGGUGGAGUUCGUUCCAUUUUUGCGGAUGCCACGAAAUUGGUCACAGCUGGACGUACUUCCGUCCCUGGAGAGAAACCCAUAGACUUUGUGGAAGACGUACUCCGAGUCGCCGAAACAGCCCGGAAGGAGACGAUUCCCAUUCCGGCUGUAGGAGCGGAAGUGGACGACGCAGGCGCAUCGUUCCCGCAUAUCGAAAGUAAUAUUCCGGGGCUGUCGGGUGGAAGCAUUCGCGUCUGGUCGCAGACGUAUCAGCGACCGCUUUUUGAACUCGUUGGUCACUCCGAAUCGCUCUCCACUGUGCAGUUUGAUCAGAACAAGAUGGUAAGUGAUGGUCUGGGUAGCGUGCUGCUGAUCAAUCGCUUUGGUCUGAAAAUCUAA